Messenger RNA from Mollisia scopiformis, 697 nucleotides. Its product is annotated as V-type proton ATPase-like protein subunit G. The record is from RefSeq and is a predicted model, not a curated record. Lineage: Eukaryota; Fungi; Ascomycota; Leotiomycetes; Helotiales; Mollisiaceae. Gene Ontology annotation, biological process: proton transmembrane transport. Gene Ontology annotation, molecular function: proton-transporting ATPase activity, rotational mechanism. The transcript is spliced from 6 exons. The coding region runs from base 62 to 421 and encodes 119 amino acids. Gene Ontology annotation, cellular component: vacuolar proton-transporting V-type ATPase complex.
CGACGAUAACGAGCUUUACGAACACCUAUCCAGCUGAGAAUUCUUUACGGAGGAUUUAAAGAUGUCGGCUCAGAACUCUGCGGGUAUUCAGACCCUUCUCGAUGCGGAGAGGGAAGCUCAGAAGAUUGUUCAGAGAGCCAGAGAAUACCGUACAAAGCGAGUAAAGGAAGCCAGGGACGAAGCAAAGAAGGAAAUCGACGCCUACAAGAAGAACAAGGAUGAUGAGUUCAAGAAGUUUGAGUCUGAGCACACCAGCGGAAACAAGAAAGCCGAAGAAGAUGCAAAUAAGGAAGCAGAGGUCAAAAUGAAGGAGAUCAAAGAGGCUGGCAAGAAGGGUCAAGACGAAGUUGUCAAGGAACUACUGAAGGCUGUCUUCGAUAUCAAUCCUGUUGUCCCAGAUCGUAUCGAAGUUCCAAAAUAAGUCGCGGAUUGAGAUCCAUCAUGGUUGGGGAAAGGAUUAUAUGACCUAGAGAGACGCCGGGCUUCACAGAUAUCAGCGUAGGUCUUUGAGCUGCUUUUACGUUUGGAAGGGGACUUGGGCAUGGGAUUGAGGGUGGUGAUGAGCUGUAUAGACUACUAGUAGCUGGCAAUUGCAAUUGCACGAAGAUAUCCAUUCAAGAGCUUUGAGAGUUAUCUCUGCUUUCUUCUACUUUUUGCCUGCUUCCCCAAGCAAGCUUUAUGACAACUUGAACCACAC